GCGUGUUUUUCUGAAAAACAGGUGGGAACCUGAAGGGAGAGUUGUACAGCUGUUGUAGCUGCUUCAUUAACGCUGUGAACAGACAGGAAACUGCGGUAUUGUGCUUAAGACAGUUUGAGAGCUAUUUUGUGCUAAUCAUUUGUCUGCUGUAAACGGGUCAUGGGCUCCAUGUUCCGCAGUGAGGAGGUGUGCCUGGUGCAACUCUUCCUGCAAUCCGGUGCAGCCUACAACUGUGUCAGUGAGCUGGGAGAGCUGGGUAUUGUCGAGUUUAGAGAUCUUAAUCCGAAUGUGAACGCGUUUCAGAGGAAGUUUGUCAACGAGGUGAGAAGAUGCGAGGAGCUCGAGAAGACUUUCGCGUUUCUGGAGCAGGAGAUCACACGCUCCAUCUCUCCAUCACUGCGCUCACCGCUUCAGGAAGCCCUGCUCAGCCCCCCGGCACCACAGCCCAGAGAACUGCUCAUUAUCGAAGAGGAGAGUGAGCGUUUAUCUCGGGAGCUCAGAGAGGUUUCCAGAAACAGAGACAGCAUCCGGGCUCAGCUGACUCAGCUGUGUCAGUACAGAGGAGUGUUAACUCAGAUGCACUUCCUCACAGCCUCUCAGACUGCGGCACCUCCCUCGUUUGACCCAGUGGGUUUAGCAGAGAACAGGCAGGAUGUGAGGCUCAGCUUUGUGGCUGGCGUUGUGCACCCAUGGAAGGUACCAGCCUUCGAGAGGCUGCUCUGGCGUGCCUGCCGUGGUUACAUCAUUGUGGACUUUCGAGAAAUGGACGAAAAGCUGGAGCAUCCUGAAAGUGGUGAAAUGGUUCAGUGGACUAUCUUCCUCAUCUCCUUUUGGGGGGAUCAGAUUGGACAGAAGGUGAAGAAGAUCUGUGAUUGCUUCCACACACAGACGUUCCCAUAUUCAGAGAGCCAGGCAGAGAGAGAGCAGGUACUGAACGGGCUCAAGACCAGAAUCGAAGACAUCAAAUCAGUGAUGAACGAGACAGAACAGUACCUGCAACAGUUGCUAAUGCGUGCUGUGGCAGUUUUACCGCAGUGGCGUGUGCGGGUGCAGAAGUGCAAAGCCAUUCAGAUGGUGCUGAAUCUCUGCAGCCCCUCAGUCACUGAGAAGUGCCUGAUUGCUGAGGCAUGGUGCCCAGUUAGCCAGCUUCCUGCCCUACAAAGUGCCCUACGUGAGGGGGGGAGAACCAGUGGUAGCAGUGUUGAUUCAUUCUACAAUCGUUUGCCUGCUAGCACCUCUCCUCCUACCCUCUUCCCCACUAACGCUUUCACUGCAGGCUUCCAGAAUAUUGUAGAUGCUUACGGAGUAGCCAGCUAUAGAGAAGUCAACCCAGCACUGUACACCAUCAUUACAUUUCCAUUCCUGUUUGCGGUGAUGUUUGGGGAUGUGGGACACGGCCUUCUCAUGACCCUCGCUGCUCUCUGGAUGGUGUGUGAGGAAAAGGACCCCAAAUUAAGGAACAGCUCAAAUGAGAUCUGGCGUAUGAUGUUUGGAGGACGCUAUCUGAUCCUGUUGAUGGGAUUUUUCUCCAUCUACACGGGUGCCAUAUACAACGAGUGCUUCAGCAGAGGCCUUGUCACCUUCCCUUCCUCAUGGCAUAUUAGGCCCCAUGCAGAAUUCUACAACUGGACUGAUGAGACUUUCAGGACAAACCCCUAUCUCUCACUGGACCCAAAUGUUACUGGAGUAUUUACUGGCCCUUAUCCAUUUGGCAUUGAUCCGAUCUGGGGAAUGGCUAGUAACCAUCUGACGUUCCUUAACUCCUAUAAGAUGAAGAUGUCCGUGAUUAUUGGAAUCAUCCAUAUGACGUUUGGGGUCUGUCUGUCUUUCUUCAACUAUCUGCACUUCAGGGAGAUAAGCAGUGUGUUUCUGGUCCUGAUUCCCGAGUUGUUUUUCAUGCUGUGUUUGUUUGGUUACCUGAUCUUCAUGGUGAUUUUUAAAUGGGUUGUUUAUGGUCCUGAGAGCUCAAGCACAGCACCCAGUAUUCUCAUCCACUUCAUAGAUAUGUUCCUGUUCACAGAGAAUAAAGCCAAUCAGGACCUUUACAGUUACCAGAUGACGGUGCAGAAGAUACUGGUGGUUCUGGCAGUGUGUUCAGUUCCUGUGCUGCUGCUGGGAAAGCCCAUACAUGAGUACAUGACCUUCAAGAGGAAGAAACGCCAGGCAGGGUCAAGGGGUGAGAGGCGUCCUCUACUAGCAGAAAAUGGCUCUAUAAAUGCUCAGCAAGAUGAGCUUGAGACCAAACCAGAAAAAGAGGAGGAGGAGUUUGAUGCAGCCAAUGUGUUCAUGCACCAGGCCAUCCAUACCAUAGAGUACUGUCUGGGCUGCAUCUCUAACACUGCCUCUUACUUGCGUCUGUGGGCCCUCAGUCUUGCUCAUGCCCAGCUGUCAGAAGUGCUUUGGGUGAUGGUGAUGAGCAAAUCCUUCUCAACCACUAGCUAUGUGGGAAGCGUUAUCAUGAUAUUCGUCUUUGCUUUUUUCGCCAUCCUGACAGUAGCUAUUCUUCUCAUCAUGGAAGGUCUUUCGGCUUUUCUGCAUGCACUGCGUCUUCACUGGGUCGAAUUUCAGAACAAGUUCUACAGUGGCGCAGGCUAUAAGCUCAGUCCAUUUGCAUUCGCCUCCUUGAUCAGCUUCUCUUCAACCAACUGAUGGUUUAUCAGAUAAUUACACAGUGUUUUAACCCAGACAUUUCAAUGGUAUUGUUUAAUUUAUCCACAUCAAGUUGCAGUUUAUGUCGGAGAAGCUUCUUUUUCAGAUCAGUCUUCAUGUUGGUGGAGGAUUUCCUUUUAGUGUUAUCUGAAAUCAGUUUUAGGGAUUCUUAUAACGGUUAUAGUUGCAGAACCUCAUAACACUCAUAAUAAACCAAAUCUUAUUGCUGUGGGACCUGAUGGUAUACAUGAUGCAUUCCACAGAGUUUAUUCAGAUAGAAUGAGACCAAAAUGUAACUCAGGGAGAUUUUAUCCAUAUGAAAGAUUGUUCUGGUCUCCGUGUAACAGUAAAGUUUAACUUCAGCUUAAUUCUCCAAUAAUAUUAAUCACUGAGUUUAAAAUUCAGAUGAAUCAAAGGGAGUUACAGGGGUUUGCUUCUUGCUAUGUUUUUAUAUAAAUUAACAUCUGUCUUGGUGUCAUGCAUGUAAUGUCUUUUUAAAUACUUGGUUUACCAACGGAUUAUGAUUUAUACCUGAUUUUUGUAACGCUGAGAUACAAGUAAAUAUGAAGUUAAUAAAACUUGUCUCAUGUCUCAAA
Molecule: messenger RNA, 3245 nt
Organism: Tachysurus fulvidraco (yellow catfish)
Lineage: Eukaryota; Metazoa; Chordata; Actinopteri; Siluriformes; Bagridae
Gene: tcirg1b
Product: T cell immune regulator 1, ATPase H+ transporting V0 subunit a3b
Exons: 20
Coding region: 160-2649 (829 amino acids)
Biological process (GO): proton transmembrane transport; vacuolar acidification
Cellular component (GO): vacuolar proton-transporting V-type ATPase complex; plasma membrane; vacuolar proton-transporting V-type ATPase, V0 domain
Molecular function (GO): proton-transporting ATPase activity, rotational mechanism; ATPase binding
Source: RefSeq, a predicted model, not a curated record